AUGUUGUGGCUACCGUGUUUGGUUGUCCUCAUAGCGACGGCCCAUGCUCAAGCCAAUUGCCCCUGGUCGCGGGACCUCACCGACUUGGACACGGAUUGCGUUUGUUCCUACAACACCCACCAGAAACUAUCCAUACAAUGCUCCCCGGUGAACUUCACGCGGCUUCUGAAGGCGCUAAACUCCGCUCAAAACGUCCCCAUCGACUUGUUGUUCAUAGACAACACGACCGUGUCUCAACUCCCGGAUGGGAUCUUCAGCCGACUCAACAUCCAAUCUCUUCAAUUCUCACGAGCGAAGGUCAGGAAUAUUUCGGACAAGGCAUUCAUCGGUCUUGAACGAAGCCUAACAACCUUGAAUUUGGCCAACAACGAACUCACCGAGAUCCCGAUCAGAGCCAUCCAGAGAUUGACAUCCCUCAAGAAUCUCGAUUUGUCCACGAACAAAAUAGCUGAGGUUCCUGCUGAUGCUUUUGUGAAUCUUCCACUGAGCACCCUGAGACUAGCUGACAACCAGGUCAGCAUCGCUCCGGACGCUUUCAAUGGACUGGAAGGCACUCUCAAGAACCUCAAUCUGAAGAACACCGGACAAGAUGUGAUUCCUAAGGCUGUCACACGUCUCUUGACGCUGACUUUCCUGGAUCUCGCUCAGAACAAAAUCGGUCAAAUCGAACCUGGUCAGCUCGCCACCAUGAACACGUUGACGGCAUUGAAUCUCGAGCGUAACCGCAUUUUGAGAAUCGAUGCCGACUCAUUCCGUGGAAUAAACGACACGUUGUCUUCGCUCUCUCUCCUGAACAAUCUCCUGGUGGAGUUCCCUGCGGAGGCCAUGCGGACGCUCACGGAACUUCGGGUUUUGGAUCUUGGUUUCAACGGAAUCCGUUACAUUCCCGAAAAGGCUUUCUCGACGAAUCCGUUGCUGACGCUUCUUGCUCUGGACGGCAACCCAAUGUCAUCGAUCCCGAUCGAACCAUUCCAGCAUCUGAAGUCCACUCUGCGAGGCUUGAGUAUAGGCGGACCGUACCUCGAAUGCGAUUGUCGGAUUCGCUGGAUCGCCGAAUGGAUUCGCUCCACCGACCUGCAGGUCACGAGCAGGGAAAGGACUCCCCAGUACUGCGGGAAACCGGAGCACCUGAAGAGGAAACAGUUCGGUCAGAUCGAGCUCUCUGAUUUCGUAUGCGACGGUCCCGUGUCGACAACCACCGUUGUAUCGCCACAAUCGACGUCUGCGACAUCGACCUCUACGACGACGACUACAACCACCACGACGCAAGCCCCGGCGGCUCAGUUCGAAGGCAAUGACUUGUCCUCAAGCUCCACGGUCCAAUCUAUCGACACGACGGAGCAGCUACCGCAACGAGGAACGAAGUUUGCACCGAGAACGCGACCGGCUUCGAACAGCCGGGGAGUAAAAACUAACAUUUCCCAACCUCCACCGGCGACAUCGAAGCAAAUCGCAAAGCCAAUUGUGAAGAAUCUCAUGGCUCUCCGAAAAGACUCGUCAAUCAAACUCGAAUGGAGUGUCGAUCCUUCGAACUCUCAAGGCUUCCAAAUUCUCUACAGAAUAUUCGGAGAUCGGUUGUACCGCAAGGGACCCGCUCUGGGACCCGAUCAACGCGGGUACCUUCUGCAAAACUUGCCGUCGGGCGAUUGCAUCGUCGUCUGCGUUAUCACGAUCCAAGAAGCAAACGAUCUGACUGUGGACAAUGUUCCGAUGAAUCAAUGCCGGGAGCUCAAGAGCGAACGCUACGGCAUCGCGAGCCUAGACAAAGUGAUCAUCAUCGCAUCGGCGAUCCUCUCGGCAGUUAUCAUAAUCGGAGUCUGCGCUAUCCUAUGCUGCAUGCGACGAAAACACAAAAAGCAAGACAGCCUCAUGAAACAGCGCAUCUCCACCGGAGUCGUACCCGUUCUCAAGCCGGACAUGAACGAGUGGGAAACGAUGAGCGUGUAUUCAUCGAGGAGUAUUCCGCGAGCGCGAAUGUAUCAUCUCGACGGUCAGACGAACUCGAGCUAUAUCGACGAUGCUCGCUCCCACGUAUCGCACUCGUAUAUCCCGAACGGCUACGGCACCAAACCGCGAGGUCCCACGGCUGAACGUGCGUUCUCGCAGAUGUCGCAGCACAACAGUCGUCUUUACAAAUCGAAUGGUAACCUGUCAACGAUGGCGAACGACUUACGGAAAUCGCAGCAAUCACUUUCCGCCGUGUCCGCGGCCUAUGUCAAUUCACCGAAGAAACACAAGCGGAGCAACUCCCAUGGUCGACUCACCAGCGCGAGCAGUACUCAUUCGCUCACCGAGUACGACUCAGACUGGAACGGUCGAUCGGAAAACAACUGGAAGGACAAUGAGGUAGAUAUUUACGUGGGUCACAAUCACAGGUACCGUUAG
Molecule: messenger RNA, 2385 nt
Organism: Galendromus occidentalis (western predatory mite)
Lineage: Eukaryota; Metazoa; Arthropoda; Arachnida; Mesostigmata; Phytoseiidae
Exons: 3
Coding region: 1-2385 (794 amino acids)
Molecular function (GO): protein binding
Source: RefSeq, a predicted model, not a curated record